This is a messenger RNA of Plasmodium coatneyi, 1140 nucleotides long. Its product is annotated as KIR-like protein. The transcript has 3 exons. The record is from RefSeq and is a predicted model, not a curated record. NCBI's taxonomy places the organism in Eukaryota, Apicomplexa, Aconoidasida, Haemosporida, Plasmodiidae. Bases 1 to 1140 code for a protein of 379 amino acids.
AUGAAAAUACUAUUCCUAAAAUAUUUUAUACAUAGCAUAAUAAAAUCCAAAAAGGGAAAAAAGGAAAAAUAUAUAUAUAGAAGCCCGCAGAAGAAGGACACUUUUCCUUCAUAUAAGGAUUACUAUGAGAAAUUCGAAAGCGGAAAGGACAAAUCCGGAAACUGUAUACAGGAGUGCACUGAUAAUAUGAACAAACUCGGAACAUUAGAGAGCAAAGUAGGACAUCAUUCUGGAAAAGUUAAAGGAGCAGUAUGCUGCGCGAACAAAAUGUAUACGGAAAAGGGCAAGACCCCAUCCAACAGUGAACCCUAUCAUUUCUUAUAUUAUUGGAUAGGAGAUCUAUUAUCUAAGAGUAAUAAGCUGAGUAAUGUUUUCCAUAGUGACAUAAAUAAUAUUUGCAUGGCUAUAAAGAAUUACUGUGGGAAUAAUCAUGUAUGUGUAAUUCCCUGUGAUUAUCCUACAAAAGCUAUUUUCAAUAGUCAAAAAACAAUAUUCGACAAUUCUUAUGAUUAUAGUACUAUAAAAGAGAAGGUACUGGAGGAUGGGGGUAACUGUGAAGGAGAAUGGUCCAAAUAUCGGCAAAAAGUUUCUGAAGCAUGUACUACUGUGAGACAAUAUUGCGCAGGAGAAGGGAACGGUGAAAAACAUGAAUAUUGUAAAGAAUUCAAAGGAAAGUACAUGGAUCAUUGUAAUAUGGUAAACCUGUUAGAAUUGAACUGUGAAUUAAAAUCUUUACGGGAAAGUAUGGCGCACGCAGCGCAGGCAGCACAAACAGAAGCAUCUUCUAUAGCAAACGAUGCCGUAAGUAAAGCCACCACGACUGCUUCCCUUACUUCCUCAAUGGUGGCCGUGGGACUACAAACAAUCCUUCUCCUUCUAUAUAAGUAUAAACCAUGGUCUUCGUGGUUUGGUAACCACUCAAGUGGAAAAAGAAAGAGAAGAUCAUCCGGGCGUGACAUUGCUGCGUUCGCAGAAGACAGCUCAACAUAUGAUUCGGCCAGUGAAUCAAUAGUAGGUGACUCAGCAGCCGACAGUUCCACGAUACGCUCUACUGCAUACACAAGACAGCCUAACAGGGGAGAAAGAGGAGAAAAUAAUACUGCAGGUCACCGGAACAGUAUAGGAUAUGGGAGCAUGUAA